Messenger RNA from Pseudovirgaria hyperparasitica, 2193 nucleotides. Its product is annotated as MFS general substrate transporter. Gene Ontology annotation, molecular function: transmembrane transporter activity. The record is from RefSeq and is a predicted model, not a curated record. The coding region runs from base 304 to 1893 and encodes 529 amino acids. Lineage: Eukaryota; Fungi; Ascomycota; Dothideomycetes; Acrospermales; Acrospermaceae. The transcript is spliced from 3 exons. Gene Ontology annotation, biological process: transmembrane transport.
UGCACCAUCUUCUGAGACGGCCAUCUCGAGCUGAUGAUUAAUUAACAUCCAUGUUACGGUUGAUAUUGGACUUCAAGCCUUGGCAGGCUCACGGUCACCAAAGUCCCGCGCAAAAAGCACUGUCGAGAAAAAAGUUCUCGAAAGAAACUUCCGACAGUCUGAGUGGCGGCGAUGCGAAUACGAGGUCACAUAUACAACCUUUCAGGAUCUGGUCUAAUAUAUUUUGGGAGGCAGAUCAUAGAUGAUUCAUCCGACUUUCAUCUGAACAUUCUUCGCAGUUAGCCUCUUACUGUGCUUGUUAGCAUGGGCUCACCAAACGCUGUCGAGCUCAAACUCCGGGACCAAACCAACAUCCUUCCACUCAAACGCCUUGUCAUCGUUUAUGCAACUCUCUCGCUCUCACUCUUCAUUUGCUAUGCCGACCAGAACGGCAUUGGGGUUGCAUUGCCAACUAUCGCGAGGGACCUCGAUGCCGGCGAUACAAUAUCAUGGGCAGGGACGUCUUCGCUCAUCGCCAACACAGUUUUCCAAGUCCUCUACGGACGGCUGUCUGACAUCUUCGGGCGUAAGGUGAUAUACCUAUCCGCGAUUGCGCUGCUGGUUGUCGCCGACGUUUUGUGCUCAAUCGCACCGAACGCAUAUGCAUUUUAUGUCUUUCGCGGCAUGGCUGGUGUUGCUAAUGGCGGCAUCAACUCUUUGACAAUGAUGAUUGUGUCUGAUGUUGUAACGUUGAAACAGCGAGGCAAAUACCAGGGUAUUCUGGGGGCUUGUAUCGGGCUCGGUAACACGUUUGGUCCCCUUGUGAGUGGCGCUUUCGCUCAAUACUUGACCUGGCGUGGAUUCUUUUGGCUGUUAGCUCCUAUGGGGGCGUGCUGUGCUGUCUCUGGGUGGUUCCUAGUUCCGAGCAAGCCUGUAGAAGGGCAUGUCAUGGACAAAGUCAAGCUCAUAGACUGGUGGGGGAUUCUCACAGGAACAGUAGCCAUAAUACUGCUCCUCAUUCCAAUCUCUGGAGGUGGGGCAUACUUCGAAUGGACCUCACCUAUGGUCAUCGUCAUGCUGACCAUAGGCGCUGUGGCGCUUGUAGCUUUUCUGCUAGUGGAAGCAUUCAUAUCGAAGUUGCCAAUGACGCCCUUGUCGAUGUUCACUAUCACCCCAGUCGCCGUGAUGCUGGCUCAGAAUCUGGUGUUUGGAAUGGCGUAUUACUCCGAACUAUACUAUCUUCCACUGUACUUUGAAAAUGUUCGUGGCUGGUCGCCUAUAAUAUCAGCUUCUCUUACGAUACCUCUCGUUAUCGCACAGGCGGCCAUGAGUGCGUUAUCCGGGCAAUAUAUCUCCUGGGCCAGUCGGUACGGAGAGGUCAUCUGGAGUGGAUAUGCGAUUUGGACUUUAGGCGCCGGUCUUAUGAUACUAUUUGACCGGAACACAUCAGCCGUUGUUAUCAUCUUUAUCACACUUGUGACUGGCCUCGGCGUCGGCAAUGUGUUUCAGCCGGUGCUGGUCGCUUUGCAAGCCCACGCGCCUCGACAUCAACGUGCAGUCAUCAUCUCUAAUCGCAACUUCCUGAGAUCACUCGGCGGCGCAGCAGGACUUGCCAUCAGUGCCGCGAUCCUCCAAAGCUCCUUGAGAGGCGCAUUGCCCAGCGAGCUGUCUUAUAUCGCCAAGAAUGCGUAUGCUCGACCGAGCCUGGAAAGCUUCACAGAGUCGGAGAGAGAAGCCAUCGUCGAUGCUUAUAUGACGGGACUAAGGACAGUAUUUACUUGGUUGGUGCCGCUCAUUGGGUUUUGUCUCUUGAGCUGUAUACUGGUGAAAGACAACGGCUUGGAGCAUAGGGAGAACGACGCAAAGGGGCCGGAAGCGGAAUCUCGAUCCAGUAAAAGUGAUGAGAAGGUAUGAUCGGGUGGUACGUAUACAUAGAACAUGAUUUAACAAGGAGAAGCAUCAUGAUGACACGUGAGCGCCUGGAGCUUACCGGACAUCGUGCUGUGUUUCGGUGGUGAAUGAGAUCCUGGCAUGUCGAAGAGUCAAUCAGUCCAGACUGCUGGAAUCAACUCUGCUAGGUGCAGUGGAACACGCGAAUGCCGCAAAGAGUCAAAUCCCUUUCUCGAUUUGGUUCACGGGUAGUCUUCUUCCAGAAAGGUAUCAUAUUUUUGGUUAGCGAAGGUCAGUGCAGGUAGUACAGAUUCAUCAGUCAGU